This is a messenger RNA of Saccoglossus kowalevskii, 417 nucleotides long. RefSeq lists its product as uncharacterized. The record is from RefSeq and is a predicted model, not a curated record. Lineage: Eukaryota; Metazoa; Hemichordata; Enteropneusta; Harrimaniidae.
AUGGACGCUACUGUGACGGUUGAUUUCCGGGGUGACAUAGCUGUACUACGAAUGAACACACCUGAAAACAGAAUGAAUCUCCUACUCAUAUCAGCUGUAGAUGAAGCCUUGGAUCGUAUUGAAAGAUCCAAUGCAACCGCACUGGUAACAAUUGGAACUGGUAAAUUUUAUUCUAAUGGUAUGACAGCUGAAGAUUUUUACAUAAAAGAUCUAACAGCUAGUUACAGAAUGUUAAAAAAAUGGAAUCAAUUGACAACAAGGAUGCUGAUUUUCCCAAUGCCCACGGUGGCGGCAAUAAACGGAAAAAAAUGUUUUGAUCGAGAUUCGUUGAAAGUUAUGAAAUCGGAUAUGUACAGUGAUGCAGUGAGCUGUCUGACUACGUUUCACACACCUGAGUCAACAUCGUCAAAACUAUAG